AUGGCUACACUUGUGCAGGUUGACUUUAAGCAGAUGGGCGCAAUGGGCCGCACUGGCGUCCUAGUCACGGGGCGCCCCAGACCCUCACGAACGAGACGUGGCUCAAGUGUAUUCGUGUGGCGCGCACACAAGAUCUGCACCCAGCCCUGGAGCCCACAAGCCGAGACCUGUUCUUCCGCCUGCGACGCUGCUGGUGACGCCGUCGAGUCGCACGCGCUGCAGGCUCGACGGCGGCCGCGUUCCAUCCUAUUGCAGAUACAAUACGGUACUUUGCCGCAGGGCGACGGGCCUUAUCCCGCGUAA
This is a messenger RNA of Peronospora matthiolae, 303 nucleotides long. The record is from the annotation of a GenBank genome assembly. Lineage: Eukaryota; Oomycota; Peronosporomycetes; Peronosporales; Peronosporaceae.